AUGAGCGCCCAGAAUGCCUCGGGAAACGCCGCUCUACACAUCUGUGCCCUAUACAACCAGGAUAACUGUGCCAGAGUGCUGCUUGUUCGCGGAGCUGACAAAGAAGUGAAGAACUACAACAGCCAGAGUCCAUUUCAGGUUGCUAUUAUUGCUGGGAACUUUGAGCUUGCUGAGCUCAUCAAGAACCAUAAAGAGUCAGAUAUAGUGCCUUUCCGCGAGGCUCCAGCCUACUCCAAACGCCGACGGGGUCCGUCUUCUGGCAGCGGAAACGGCCAGUCCCCCUCCUCGUUAUCAGCGCCACGGGUCCUCCUGCGCUCCAACAGCGACAACAACCUAACGGUCAGCCAGUACCAGCAGCAACAGCAGCAGCAGCAACAGCAGCAGCACGGUUCUCCUGGCAACUGGGCCCCACAUCUGCAGCAGCACCAACACGCCCAGGGCCACAGGGGCGCCCAGCAGGGUCACUCGCAGCCUGGCUCCUCAGCAUUACAUCGCAGCCUGUCACCCCAGCUGCUCCAGCAGAUGCCCAGCGGCAGCCCCAAUGGCAACGUGGUGGUCCGGACCAUGGGGAGGGGGGCAAGGAGCCGGUCACCCUCCCUCAGCCGGCUGGGGGAGGAGGCCAGACGGGGUAUUCCUUCACAGCGCCAGCCCAGUCCCAGCGGUCAUGGUGAGGGAGUAGGAACCCGGAGGAAGCUGUACAGUGCUGUACCUGGGAGACAUUUUGUGGUGGUUCGUUCUUACACUGCCCAGGCCGAAGGGGAGAUUAACCUCUACAAAGGCGACAGGGUCAAAGUUCUGAGCAUCGGAGAGGGGGGUUUCUGGGAGGGCAGCGCCCGCGGCCAGGUGGGCUGGUUUCCAGCCGACUGUGUGGAGGAGAUCCCGGCCAAGGCCACCGAGGAGAGGAGCUAUUCCCGAGCGGACCGAGCUGACAGGCGGAAGCUCUUCAGACACUACACUGUGGGCUCCUACGACAGCUUUGAUGCCUCUAGUGACUGCGUGGUGGACGAGAAGACGGUGGUGCUCCAGAAAAAGGAGAAUGAGGGAUUUGGCUUCGUCCUGCGAGGGGCGAAAGCGGAUACGCCCAUUGAGGAGUUUACUCCCACACCUGCCUUCCCCGCCCUGCAGUACCUGGAGUCGGUGGACGAGGGAGGAGUGGCAUGGCAGGCGGGGCUCAGGACGGGGGAUUUCCUCAUCGAGGUGAACCAGGAGAACGUGGUGAAGGUGGGCCACAGACAGGUGGUCAACAUGAUCCGCCAGGGGGGCAACCGGCUCCUGAUCAAGGUGGUGACGGUGAGCCGGAAUCUGGACCCCGAGGACACGGCACGCAAAAAAGCUCCUCCACCCCCAAAGAGAGCCCCCACCACAGCACUGUCCAUGCGCUCCAAGUCGAUGACCUCUGAGCUGGAGGAACUCGUGGAUAAAGCCACUCUAAGGAAAAAGAAAGGUGACAAAGUUGAGGAGAUGACACAUGCCCAGAAGACCUCACCUGUUGACAUGAAGAUCGCCACAAUCAAACCACGCCCAUCCAGUCGCUGCUUGGUCACGCCUACUGAUAUGAACUCCAUGUAUCACGACCGCCAGGGAGUAGCAGUGGUGCCACCCACUGUGCCGGGGGCAUACCUGGGGAUACCUGAGAAGGGCACUAUGAAGAAGCAAAAGUCCAUAGGUACAACGGAGGAUGAGAAACAGGGAUUCCUCACACCUCCCUUGCUCAAGUUCUCCCGCAGCCUCUCUAUGCCGGACACCUCAGAGGACAUCCCUCCUCCACCUGCCAUUUCACCACCUUCACCACCUGCCUACAACUCAGCUGCUGGCCCGACAACCAAGAGCUAUGGCACCACCCGACCAAGCUUUGUCCAGAACUCACCCAACGCAGUGACAACUAUUAGCCGAACUACCGAUGUUGGCACGCUGAGACGUGGCUAUUUCCGGCAGAGCUCUGAGCAGUUUGAGAGCACACGCACUCGAGGGCGCACGCCGGUACCUGAGAACCCUUACUCCGAGGUGGGCAAUAAGACACUGUAUGUGCCAGCAAAACCAGCUCGAAGGAAGGGCAUGCUAGUGAAGCAGUCUAAUGUUGAAGACAGUCCAGAGAAAACAUGUCACAUGCCAGCAAGUCCCUCAGGCCCAGUUUCUAUGCCCACUACGCCUGUAGAAAGAACGUGUUCCUCCAUUCCUAUCCCCACCAUUAUCGUUAAAGAGCCCUCCACCAGCAGCAGUGGCAAGAGCAGCCAGGGUAGCAGUAUGGAGAUAGAACCCACCACCCCUGAACACCCACCUCUCACACCCACCGUUGGUGGAAGUGGAGGUUUACGUCCUGAAGACCCCCUCUCUCUAAGCAACCCCUUUGCAGCAGCUAUUGCUGGGGCAGUUCGCGACCGAGAGAAGAGGCUAGAGGCAAAAAAGCACUCAAUUGCCUUCCAGUCAAUAGACAUAGGGGAUGACGACUUGAGUGGUCCCACACCGACCCCUCGCCUUCGCCAGUCGAAGUCCAUAGAUGAAGGCAUGUUCAGUAGCGACGAGCGUCUUCGAAGGAUAUUGGGUCCCCCUUCAACUCAGCUCGGACCCCCUGUUGGGGGUGGUAGUGGCAAUAUGACAGAUUUCAACACUCCUGAGCCCACAGUGGUUCGGGAGCCUCUGAACACCAGAACAGGUCAGUGCCCCAACCUGGACAGUCCUGUCAGUCUCCCAGCCACGCCCCCUAAAAGCCACUACAGGGCUAAUGGGACCUACCUCCAUCCUGUCACUGGCAAGCCCCUUGACCCUAACUCUCCCCUUGCACUGGCCCUGGCAGCUCGUGACCGGGCCAUGAAGGAGCAACAAAACCACCCUCAGAAUCAGCCACCAAAUCCUCCUCAGGUUCAGCAAACCCCCAAACACGAAGCCCAGUCGCUGCCAAUUCAGCAAAGUCACAAACCAGACCUCAACCAACCAUUGUUUAUUGACACCAAACUACGCUCUGGGAUUGAGACGAGCUACGCUGCAAUUUCCACAGCGACCAUGGGGCGGCCUGGCCGAGGCGGCCUCCGGAGGCAGAUGACCGAGCAGAAGUAUGAGUCUGAUGGAGCAAGAGAAGAGCGGCAACAUCAGGCAGUCGAGGAGAGGAAAAGUGCGCCAGCGGAUGUGGCAGACUCAUCAGCGCCCAAGUCGGCCGGGCUGUUGAUGGUCCACACAAGUACAGAGGCUAACAACAAGAUGGAGGUGGAGGGGCAGGACAGCAACAGGCCAUCUGAGCUGAAGGACCCCAACCAGCCCGACCCUAUCACUACUCAGACACUGUCUGCCAAUCAGCCACCUACAUCCCGGAGGAGAAGCGUUCCUUUAGGCGAAUCCCUGGAUGAACCGGUAAAACUGCCCUUCCGUAUUCCCCCACCUCCACUGGCCUCGGUUGACAUUGAUGAGGACUUUGACUUCACAGAGCCACUCCCUCCACCUCUGGAGUUUGCAAACAGUAUUGACAUUCCUGAUGACCAGGCUAGUGCCAUUGCAGAGAUGCUACAACAACAGAGACGAAACGGGGGACCAGCUCUACCCCCAUACCACCCUCACGCCCCGCCGCCGGUCACCGAUCAACACAAACGAGUGGCAAACAGCAUGCCCCCCUCGUAUCCUCCGCCCCCACCCGACCAAGAGUCAGGGGUGGGCGACUCGGGCAUUGAAGAGGUGGACAGCCGCAGCAGUGGGGAUCCUCAGCACAUGGAGACCACCAGCACCGUUUCCAGCAUCUCCACACUGUCGUCAGAGGGAGGCUUCUGUGACAGCACUCUGGAGAGCCUCUAUGCCACCGCGGAUGGUCACGCCUUCCUGGUGGAUCGGCCCCCGGUGCCACCCAAACCCAAGGGCAAGUCCGUCAUCAACAGAACAUCACUUUAUCAUGACGCUCUCAUUGAGGAGCCACCAGAGUCCUACGGUUCACCGCCUCAGGCCCCUCCCCCUCCCCCCUCUUCCUCUGAACCUCCUAGGACUCCUACUCAAAGGACAUCCAAGCUCUGGGGUGAUCAGCCCCCUGAGUUACGCAGUCCCCCAUCCACACCAGACACCAAGAACACCGUUAUCACCGAGCUGAGCUCCAUCCUGCAGCAAAUGAAUCGCGACAGGCCAGCCAAGCCAGGAGAGAGCCUCGACUCCCCCACGGGGACCAGGGGGGGCUUCGGAACCAGGCCUCCCGCAGACGACUCAGGAAUGCGUAACAACGCUGCCGCCGCUGCUGCGCUCACCUCCACCCCUCCCAGCAGCCUCCCGUCGCAGGCUCACCCCUGCAGCCCGCCAGACUCCGCCUCCUCCCUCACCCCCUGCUCCUCACUGCCUCCCUCGGUGUCGCCCACCCUCACGGACGUCUUCGGCCUGCCCACCCCGCCCAUGGGCAGCGGCGGCGGCUACAGCCUGAGCUCCUCGUGUGGCGGCAGCGGCAGCUCGCGCUCCCCAUCACCGCUCACGUUGAUGCAGGCGGUGGCGGCCUCGGGCAAGCCCUUCGCCUCCAAGCCCAUGGAGCUGUGGAGCAAACACGAUGUGGCGGACUGGCUGGAGAGCCUGAAUCUGGGGGAGCACAGGGACGCCUUCCUGGACAAUGAGAUCGAGGGCGCCCACCUGCCCUCACUGCAAAAAGAGGACCUGAUAGACCUCGGCGUGACGAGGGUGGGCCACCGCAUGAACAUCGAGAGGGCCCUCAAGCUGCUGCAGGACAGAUAA
Molecule: messenger RNA, 4689 nt
Organism: Stegastes partitus (bicolor damselfish)
Lineage: Eukaryota; Metazoa; Chordata; Actinopteri; Pomacentridae
Gene: shank2b
Product: SH3 and multiple ankyrin repeat domains 2b
Exons: 17
Coding region: 1-4689 (1562 amino acids)
Cellular component (GO): postsynaptic density; postsynaptic membrane; dendritic spine
Molecular function (GO): synaptic receptor adaptor activity; ionotropic glutamate receptor binding
Source: RefSeq, a predicted model, not a curated record